Xiphophorus maculatus (southern platyfish) is the source of this 1224-nucleotide messenger RNA. RefSeq names its product GATA zinc finger domain-containing protein 14-like. The annotation marks the transcript as partial. Lineage: Eukaryota; Metazoa; Chordata; Actinopteri; Cyprinodontiformes; Poeciliidae. The record is from RefSeq and is a predicted model, not a curated record. The transcript has a single exon.
CACAACCACAGCGGCUCCAACAACCACAGCAGCUCCAACUACAACCACAGCAGCUCCAACCACAACCACAGGAGUUCCAACCACAAUCACAGAAGCUCCAACUACAACCACAGCUGCACCAACCACAACCACUGCAGCCCCAACUACAACCACAGCAGCUCCAACAACAACCACAGCAGCUCCCACUACUUCCACAGCAGUUCCAACAACCACAGCAGCUCCAACUACAACCACAGCGGCACCAACUACAACCACAGAAGCUCCUACCACAACCACUGCAGCUCCAACCACAACUACAGCAGCUCCAACUACAACCACUACAGCUCCAACUACAACCACUGAAUCUCCAACCACAACCACAGCACGUCCAACCACAACCACUGCAAAUCCAACCACAACCACAGCGGCUCCAACAACCACAGCAGCUCCAACUACAACCACAGCAGCUCCAACCACAACCACAGGAGUUCCAACCACAACCACAGAAGCUCCAACUACAAUCACAGCUGCACCAACCACAACCACUGCAGCUCCAACUACAACCACAGCAGCUCCAACAACAACCACAGCAGCUCCCACUACUUCCACAGCAGUUCCAACAACCACAGCAGCUCAAACUACAACCACAGCAGCACCAACUACAACCACAGAAGCUCCUACCACAACCACUGCAACUCCAACUACAACCACAGCGGCACCUACCACAACCACUGAAUCUCCAACUACAACCACGGCAGCUCCAACCACAACCACAGGAGUUCCAACCACAACCACAGAAGCUCCAACUACAACAACAGCAGCUCCAACCACAACCACUGCAAAUCCAACCACAACCACAGCGGCUCCAACAACCACAGCAGCUCCAACUACAACCACAGCAGCUCCAACCACAACCACAGGAGUUCCAACCACAACCACAGAAGCUCCAACUACAACCACAGCUGCACCAACAACAACCACUGGGGCCCCAACUACAACCACAGCAGCUCCAACAACAACCACAGCAGCUCCCACUACUUCCACAGCAGUUCCAACAACCACAGCAGCUCCAACUACAACCACAGCGGCACCAACUACAACCACAGAAGCUCCUACCACAACCACUGCAGCUCCAACCACAACUACAGCGGCUCCAACUACAACCACUACAGCUCCAACUACAACCACUGAAUCUCCAACCACAACCACAGCACGUCCAACCACAACCACUGCAAAUCCAACCAC